Cyclospora cayetanensis is the source of this 1278-nucleotide messenger RNA. RefSeq names its product protein disulfide-isomerase. Gene Ontology annotation, cellular component: endoplasmic reticulum. Gene Ontology annotation, biological process: protein folding; response to endoplasmic reticulum stress. The transcript has 4 exons. Lineage: Eukaryota; Apicomplexa; Conoidasida; Eucoccidiorida; Eimeriidae. Bases 1 to 1278 code for a protein of 425 amino acids. Gene Ontology annotation, molecular function: protein disulfide isomerase activity. The record is from RefSeq and is a predicted model, not a curated record.
AUGGUCUUGCAGCUUCGCUGGGGCCAGCGCCACAUGCUUUUUCUGCGACUCUCUUCCCCAGUCUCUCCGCUGCAAGUUGACCAUCCUUCGAACGAUGCCGCGUCCUUCCAAGACGUUUCUUCUUACCGUCGGCAAAAUACGACACAACCCGUUGCAGCAGACCCUGCACCCACCAGCCUCAGAAAAUCACAACGGUUUUUUCGGGCAGCCACAGCAGCGGCCGCGCAAGGGGGUGUCGUGUUGCAAUGGGGGGACAGCACAAUUCGCCUCCUGCGGGGAGCUGGGGUCAGGGAAGUGUUCUUCUUGUUCCAUGAUCCUUCUGCGAGACCCCAUGCACCGAAAAGUACUCCUGAUGGCGCACAAGAGGGGUUGUCUUCGUCGCAAGAACCGAGAGAUCCCGUUGAAGUCUUUAAACAGCUUGCACAAGAAGACCGGCAGGAACAGCUGCAGCAGCAGCUGCCUUUUGUUGCAGUGCCACGCCAGGAGAUGCACAGACUGUCGUUCUUCCUCCCUGAAUCCGCGGAAAAAAUGCUACCGCUUGCAAUGGUUGUACGCCUAGACAGUGGGUGGACCAAAUUUCAGGCUCCACCACACGCUGCAUUCAGCCUGACCGCGAUGCGAGACUUCCUGUCUUCUUACAGAACGGUUCCGACGCACGCUUUCUACUUCGUAGGCGCUCUCGCACCCCUCCUACGCACCGAAACAUUGUCAUCCUCUGUAGAAGGUGGAGAAACAGUCAGAGCCCUUGUGGCAUCCAACUUCUCUCGACUUGUUUUGGAGCAAACGAACUACGACGCCCUGGUAUUCCUGUAUGCAAACUGGUGUGGCCACUGCCGGCGCUUCCAAACGUCGUUGUUAAAGCUAGCACAACGUUUUCGGAGAGUAUCCUCGAUCGCUUUCUUUAAAUUAGACGUUUCAAGGAACGAUGUGCCUGUUCCUGGACUACGCGUUGAGAGGGUGCCUCACGUCGUCUUCUUUACCAGAGACCCCGAACAGCAGCCAAAGGGCUCAGUACCGCUGUCUGCCUCCAAGGCUGUGGAGGCGUCUCGCAAUGCCGCUGCUGCCGCCGGAGCAGCAGCAGAAGAAUCAGGGAAUCUUGAUGACAACACCUGGCACGUUGGUGAAGGACUGAAGCGCAAAAAGAUCUUCACCUUCUCCCACAGCGAGCCUGAUGUACUGAAAUACGGAGAGGCCUUUCUGCUGGAGCACGCUGCAUGCAAAACCAUAGACUUGAACGCAGGCGUAGACUGCGAAACGAACCAUUCAGAAGAUCUUUAA